Musa acuminata AAA Group (dessert banana) is the source of this 2279-nucleotide messenger RNA. RefSeq names its product probable serine/threonine-protein kinase PBL25. Gene Ontology annotation, biological process: protein phosphorylation. NCBI's taxonomy places the organism in Eukaryota, Viridiplantae, Streptophyta, Magnoliopsida, Zingiberales, Musaceae. Gene Ontology annotation, molecular function: protein kinase activity; ATP binding. The transcript has 5 exons. The record is from RefSeq and is a predicted model, not a curated record. The coding region runs from base 843 to 2120 and encodes 425 amino acids.
UUAAUGGUAAGAAUUAAUGUUUAACAAUGUUAAAGUCAAAUAAGAAAUUGGUAUUGGGUUCAGAUGAUCUAAUUAAGCGUAUCGAAAUUGUAGGUUAUUGGGUUCGCAUUUUGUGUUUGAGAGUAACAAUAUGAAUGUCAAUUGAAAAAACGUAACCUUUGCGCGAAGCCUAAAAUCUUCCUCCAAGCACAUGAUAUUAUUUGGUGUUUCUGAAGGAACAUUGUACCCUUGCUUUGACCUGCUCUUUACCGAGAUCGGGAUCCUCUCCAACACGUCUGGAUCACUCCUUCUUCCUCCACUUCAACUCUCAGCUGUCCAACGCAUUGCUGAUAUCAGUGGGUGGUGGAGAUGUGAUGCAGCAUUCUAAAUGAGCACGACCUACUCGGCUCCGGACAGUAAGCGAUUCGAGAGGCUUCGAAACGAGCGUCCUCUUCUUUCCCCGCCAGUUUCUCCGUCACCUCUCGUCCUCGAUCCCCCGCCCGCCUCUCGCGGAGUUGAAGCCCGUGUCCAAAUCCAGAGAAGAGGCGAUCUUUCCUCCCUCUCUCUCUUACGGGAGAACCGCUUCCAAGGAAAAUUACCCCUAAAUCCUUCUCUUUUUAUGAACUUCUAGCUGGUUUGCAGGUUUCAUUUGUCAGGAAGACGGCCUUCCUCCUCCUCCUCCUCCUCCUCUCUCUCUCUCUCUCUCUCUCUCUCUCUCUCUCUCUCUCUCUCUCUUUCUUUGUGAGCCUCACCGGGUAAUUGAGGAGCUCGGAUCACACCGGAUGCAUCCUCUAGUUAAAUCUUUGUCGAAUCCAAAUCGGGCAUAGAACUUAGGGUUUCUUUGGAAGGAUUUACUGCCAGAGAUGAGCUGCUUUUCUUGUUUUUCAUCCCAGGACAAGAGGGCGUCGAGGAAGUUUGAUGCAAACGAUGAGUCAUCACUGGCACCCGGACCAAGAGUGGUUUCCCACAAGAGCACUGAAUUGAGCAGAAGACGAGAUAAUCACUCACGGAUUACACAGAAUGCUGCACCUGAAGCAUCAACCAGUAAAGAAGCCGGCAAUGGUAAUAUUGCAGCUGAAACAUUCACUUACCGCGAGCUAGCAUCAGCUACCAAAAAUUUCCGCUCUGAAUGCUUGCUUGGUGAAGGCGGAUUUGGAAGAGUUUAUAAGGGGCGCCUCGAGAAGACGGGCCAAGUCGUGGCUGUGAAGCAAUUGGACAGGAAUGGCCUGCAAGGCAACAGAGAAUUUCUUGUUGAGGUUUUGAUGCUUAGUCUUCUUCACCAUCAAAAUCUGGUCAACCUAAUAGGAUAUUGUGCAGAUGGAGACCAGAGGCUUUUGGUAUAUGAGUAUUUGCCUCUUGGCUCCCUGGAAGAUCAUUUGCUUGAAAUACCCCCUGAUCAGGAACCAUUGAGUUGGUAUACAAGGAUGAAGAUAGCUUUCGGUGCUGCCAAAGGUUUAGAGUAUCUGCACGAGAAGGCCAACCCUCCUGUCAUCUACCGUGAUCUCAAAUCAUCCAAUAUCUUACUCGGUAAAGAUUACAACGCAAAGCUCUCUGAUUUUGGACUUGCUAAGCUUGGCCCUUUGGGGGACAACUUGCAUGUUUCCUCAAGGGUGAUGGGCACUUUUGGCUACUGCGCGCCUGAGUAUGUUAGAACAGGUCAGCUCACUCUGAAAUCAGAUGUGUACAGUUUUGGAGUUGUGUUCUUGGAACUGAUAACAGGGAGAAGAGUCAUUGACACCACAAAGCCAACAGAUGAACAAAAUCUGGUCACUUGGGCAGAACCAAUGUUCAAGGAUCAGAAGAGGUGCUGCAGGCUGGUAGACCCACUUCUUCAGGGGGAUUACCCGGAGAAAGACAUGAACCAAGCUGUUGCAGUGGCUGCAAUGUGCCUACAAGAGGAGGAUGCAGCUCGCCCCUUCAUAACCGAUGUUGUUGUGGCCUUAAGUCACCUUACAGCAGCCCCAACAAAUGCUGGAGGGAGCUCUGGUCAUCAUCAUUCUCAUUCCAUGCAGCCAGAAGACAGAGGGCCAGAUGAUCAUGACAAGCAAGCUGAGAAGAUCAAUGUGGACCGCCAGCGUGCCGUGGCACAGGCCAUCGAAUGGGGUUCCGAGUUCAAGGCACAGCUAGCGUAUCCAUCGUGAAGCUGGAUCUUGUUUCUCUUUGAUUCUUUUUCCUUUUUCUUUCACAUUUGAGGUUAUUUUUUUGGGGACUAUUUGACAGCUUCCUCAAGUUGAUAAUACUUUGGAUUGCAAACAUUCUUUCUUUUGGGCUGUACCAAUCUGCUUGACUUGUUCGUGUUA